Molecule: messenger RNA, 2379 nt
Organism: Trypanosoma theileri
Lineage: Eukaryota; Euglenozoa; Kinetoplastea; Trypanosomatida; Trypanosomatidae
Product: choline/carnitine O-acyltransferase
Exons: 1
Coding region: 1-2379 (792 amino acids)
Biological process (GO): fatty acid metabolic process; carnitine metabolic process
Cellular component (GO): mitochondrion
Molecular function (GO): carnitine O-palmitoyltransferase activity
Source: RefSeq, a predicted model, not a curated record
AUGGCGGAGGCACGUUUCGCGGUACAGCCCACUGUUGUCUUGCAGCAUGUCGGUUUUGAAGUGGAUACCAGCAGGAAGCAAACACAGCUUUAUGUGAGUAAAAGCGGAAUCGUUCUCUAUAUUCCACAUCCUUACUUUAUAUUUAAGAAUAUGCGUCGUUCCUUUUGGCACGGUGUGGACAAGGUGCAGUUCGCGUUGUACCCAAUCCCACUUUCCGUUGUGACAUCCCUCGCCCUUGGGGUAUUUGUGUGGGUCCUCAAAUCGAAACCUGAUGCGUGGAUACGUACAAAUACCAUUUCAGAUGUUCUAUGGCGUCUUGACGAGAAAAACCCUAUAUCAAAGCGCAUCCCCAUGCAGUACCGCAUGCCAGUACUUUGUGCAAAUUUAGUCAUAGGUUGUGUGUCAGCCUUCACGGCAGUGCAACGUUUUCUCCUUCGUCAGGUACUCAAAUAUAACGGCUAUAUAUAUGAGGGAAGCAGAAACCAUAGCCGCAAAACACGUAUAUGGUCAUUCAUUCUUAAAACGUUCUUUUUCCACCCCCUUAAUAAGACUGAGGCAUAUGAAAGUUGCCUACCGGCACAACCAUUGCCAGAUUUGGAGUCUACUGUAAAGCGCUUUAUGAUCUCAGUGGAACCACUCUAUGAGGGCAAACCGGAUGAAUGGAAUCGCCUAGUUAAACUCUCCGAGAAGUUUUUGAAAGAUGAAGGUCCAAGGUUUCAGCGUAUGCUGAAGGUAAAAUACAUGUUUGCAGAAAAUUAUAUGUCUGACUGGUGGUUAAAAUAUGUGUAUCUUGCCCAGCGUGAAAGUCUCUGCAUUAACUCCAACUGGUUUGGAAUUCCGUUUGCCAAAUACACACCUACUCAUCUACAGGCCUCCCGUGCGGCAUCAUUAAUAUAUAACCUCAUCAAGAUAAAAAAAAGUCUUGAUAGAUCUACAUUUCCACCGCUAUUUGGUGGACUUGUUCCUUUAGACAUGUCUCAAUAUCGUUACGUCUUCAAUACUACCCGCCUUCCUGGACGAGAGAUGGACGUCUUGACACAGUACGAAGGAAUUAAGCAUAUUGUUGUGAUUUACAAGGGUCGUUUCUACCAGCUAGAGGUGCUACACCCACGUACAAAUCACCAGCUUUCUCCGUACCAACUGGAGAUGGCACUGGAAACCAUUCUAAACUCUGACGAAGAGACAGACCCUGUGGAAGCACUUAUUCCUGCAUUUACCACCGCCCCACGCACGGAAUGGGCGGAUAUUCGUGACAAGCACUUUGUCAACAAUGCAUAUAAUGUAAAGCCUCUACGUGUAAUAGAGGAAUCUAUUUUUGUACUUUCCCUUGAUGAUGUGACACCAAAUUCUAUUGAUGAAAGGAGCUUGUUGUUGUUAUGUGGUAAUGGCCAUAACCGCUGGAGUGACAAAAGUUUCAACCUUGUUGUUACCCCAGAUGGUUACUCUGGUGUACAUGUGGAACACUCAUGGGGUGAUGCUCUCACUCUCGCCCAUGUGUUGGAGUACUGUUAUUUAACAGAUGAAACCGGUGAAUUAUUCGAAAAAGAUGGCCAUGUAAAGAAACUGGACGAAGACGAACGAGCACUGAAGCAAGGCAAAUUUGAAGUCUUCGCUCCCAGCCGCAUUCGCUUUACACUUGACAGGGAAUUGAAGGUUAGUGUAAAUGCUGUACAUGAACGGUACUCAAAGGAGGUGAGGGAUCUCGAUCUUUAUGUUUGCCGUUUUGACGAAUACGGUAAAAACUUCCCCAAGAAGUUUGGCUGCAGCCCCGAUGCAUGGGUGCAGAUGGCAAUGCAGUUGGCAUAUUUCCGCGAUCAGGGACACUUUGAUCAGACGUACGAAGCGGCCUCACUGCGUAUGUAUCGUAAAGGGCGCACAGAAACCAUACGUACUGUCAGUAAAGAUUCAUGUGCCUUUGUGCGGGGGAUGGAGAAUCCAUCUCUGAGUAAGGUGGAAAAAGCGAAGUUGCUGCGAAAAGCAUGCGAGAAACAUCAACUUUACUCGCGCGACGCUGUGGCUGGCCACGGCGUGGACCGUCACCUCUUUGCUCUUGCCUGCGUCAGCGCCGGCACUGGACACGCGUCAGAGUUUCUUCAGUUGGCACUUCGGCCCAAGUGGAAGCUCAGUACGUCGCAGGUGCUCACACGACAGCUGCCGCCUGAGUACCACACAAACAAUAACACCUCACUUUUUGAGACACCCAAUGGUGGAUUCGGCCCUGUGGCAGACGACGGUUACGGUGUUUGCUACUGUAUAUAUGGCGAGAAUUUGCUCUACUUCACUAUAACGUCGAAGCAUAGCUGUCCGAAAACAUCAUCCAAAGGGUUUGCAGACCAACUUGUUACUGCCCUGCAGGAGAUGGCUGCACUUGGGGGUUAA